Tinamus guttatus (white-throated tinamou) is the source of this 2004-nucleotide messenger RNA. It is a transcript of the gene FASTKD2, whose product is annotated as FASTK mitochondrial RNA regulator 2. The record is from RefSeq and is a predicted model, not a curated record. Gene Ontology annotation, cellular component: mitochondrial matrix; ribonucleoprotein granule. Gene Ontology annotation, biological process: mitochondrial RNA processing; regulation of mitochondrial mRNA stability. Gene Ontology annotation, molecular function: RNA binding. NCBI's taxonomy places the organism in Eukaryota, Metazoa, Chordata, Aves, Tinamiformes, Tinamidae.
UUAGCAAAAAUGAAUAAUAAAAUGAGUUAUUUAUUAAAGACGGUGCGGUGCAUGCACAGGUGCUGUGCUGUGCGGGCACCCAGCUCCUCUGCUACACCAAGAGCUUUAGGGAUUGGCGGAUACAAGGAUCCCAUGGAAAAGGCCAACUUUAGGAUUUUUUCUUUUAAUAUUUUUCAUUGCCUGCACGAGCCCUCUCCCCGGUUCCUGUCUCAAAAGGCGAGUGUUUUCAUCCCGGGCACCAAAACGCAGCAGGAGGCGGCGGCUCCCGGGAACUGUGCGGAGGCGGCCGCGGGGAGCCGGGACGCGCAGCGGGCGGCAGAGCCCGGGGAGCUGUUCGUGAGCAGGCUGCAGAGCUGCGCGUGCCCCCGUGACGCGCUCGAGCUGGCCUCCGAGCGCGCCGUCUCCGCCAGGCACGCCGCCCACGGCCUCGGCGCCGUGUGGCGCCUCUUCCGCGGCCUCCCCGAGGAGCAGCGGCGCCACGAGAAGCGGCUCAUCUUGGAGCACCGCGGCUUCGUGGGGCUCUGCCAGCAGCUGCUGCGCGCCGCGCGGCGCCUCGCGCGCGGCGACCUCGUGUUCAGCCUGCACGCCGUGGUGAGCCUCGGCGUGCCCCAGAACACCCUCCUGGUGCAGACCCUGCUCAGGGUGUGCCAAGAGAAGCUCAAUCAACUGGAUAACCGAUGCAUCUCAGUUUUGGCAACUGUUUUAACAGGGCUGGAUAAAGACAAGAAUGUAAGCGCUCUUCAAGCUGGAUUACGGUUACUAGUAGAGCAGCGAAUCCCACAUAUCAGAGACAUUUUUAUACUGCAAAACCUGAUGAGAUGCAUGGGAAAAGAUGCUCCAGUCUCUUUGAAAAAGAAAUUAGAGAAGGCUGUUUUAAAGGAGGUAGACGAUCUGACACUCCUGAAUGCUCAGCGUGUGUUUUUUGCUCUUGCUGCAAUGAAUUAUUGUUCCAUUCCAAUCCUGAAUGCCUGCAGUGAAAAGAUUCUAGAAAAUAUCCGUGAUGCUCCAUUUCGGCAGUUAAUUCUUAUUCUGGAAGCUUGCCGCGAUCUCCAGUAUCGUAAUAUAAAAUUGUUCUCAGCAGUAGCAAACUAUGUGACUUCCACUGCCUGCCUUUGGGACAGAAGACAGAUUAUCCUGCUUCUCUCUGCCUUUGCGAUGCUUGGCUUUCAGCCUACUGAACUGAUGGAUAUUUUUGCUGAGAAGGUGACAGAAGACCCUGAAUUUCUGAACUUGAAAUAUCUUUUGAUUAUUCUCCGAGUUUAUUCACAACUCAACUAUGUUCCCAGAGGCCAAAAGCAACUGUUUAUUGAGACUCUUCAUAGCUGCUUGAAUAAGUACCUCCCCAGUAUUUCCAGCACGGAACUGCUGAAAGCAGUGUAUUCACUUUGCAUCUUAGGGUAUCUUCCUCAUCCUGCGCUUGAUCAGCUGCUGCAAAAGGAAAACCUUGAUGAACUACAGUCAGGUGAUCUUUACAAGGAUCAAAAGGAAAUGAUGCUUCAGUGUGUGAAAGCAUGUGUGGAACUUGAUAGCCCCACCUUCACAAAGCCUGAGCUUGAGCUGGCUGAGGACUGCUCCUCCUUAGCACCUGAUAAGCGCAGAAAGGCUCGGGAGGCCCUUCUAGAACUGCUGGGAGAUGAGAACAUGUUUCGAGAAAAUGUUCAGCUGCUGCAUAAAUACCACAUUGAUUUUGAAAUUCGAGUUGAUUCAGAGAGAAAGAAAGUGCUCCCAAGAACUGCAACAGAUGAUCAUGCUGACUCCAGUGUGGAAAGGUUGGCUUUUCUCUUUGUUCCUCUCUCUGCAUUCUGCAUGGGUACGACGCACCCCCAAGGGAAGCUGGCAGUGAAGAAGCGGCACCUCACUAAGCUGGGUUAUGAAGUGAUUGUGGUCAUGAACAAGAAGUUUCAGGAAAUGACAAAUGAAGAUGCAGUUGAGUUUCUAAAGGGAAAAAUUUAUUCAAGAAGUGCUUUCCCUUUUUCUGAAGUGAAUGUGCAGAGUAAUAAUUAA